AAUUUUUUAAAAAAAGACUACAGAACAAGAUUCUGCCAUGGAGGAGGAAAGAAGAUUGAUAUACGGCCAGGUCAAAACGUGCUGAAACUCAUACAGGAUUGUUUUGAAGAUUGUGAUGAUGAUCUUACAAUAAACUCUCCAAGUGCAACCUGUUGCUCCACUCCUAUUGUCAGAAAUGAGGAGAAGACGACUUCAACACAGAGCCAGAGGGUGAGAUUAACUAACUCUGUGAACAGAACCUGUAAUCCUGUAGAGUCUGUUCCUGCACCAUCACCACUAAAAGCAGUCAGCAGCAGAGGAUGGUCACAUGAAUCACCCUUGAAGCCUGCAAUACCUGAUGACGUAGCCAAUUCUGAAAAAAUAGAGUCUCCUGCAUCUGAAAGAGGAGUAAAUAAUGUCUUCAAAGAUGUCCAAGUACUACACGAAAGUCCUGCCAAGUUUUCGGACCCUGAGGAUGAUCCUGGGUCUGUUGGAUCACCUAUUCUUGUGGAGGAAGUGAAAUGUUCUCCUGUGCAUAUGGUACAUCUUGAUGACCAAAAUACUUCUGCUACAGUGAAGAGGCACGUGGAAGUUGGAAAUUUGGAAGGACCACAAGCUGUGGGAGAUGGGCAGGUUGUUCCUGUGCAAGGAACAGAACGUAGCACUAUGUCUUCUGUACGGAAGGAGAAGUCGGCUUUCUCUUCGGCCACCGUAGCAGCUGUAGCACCAGGAACACUUGGAAAAUGGUAUUCAGCCUCAAUAUCACCACCAUCACAUCCUCCUGUGACACAUCAAGAUAUAGAAAUGGAAAAUGAAUGUGAUUUUGUAAUUGAUGAAUCAUAUGGUGAAUCUUUUAAUUCUUGGUUUACAAUACCCCGGAAGAACAAAAAGUCAAAAAAAGAUGCCUCCGCAACUGCUGUUUUGAAAUCUCAGCCCCCUGAAAAGGAGAAGACAGAAAGUAAGAAAGGCAAGAACACGAGAGUACAGGUUGAAGCACUUAGUAAACAGAAAAUGCGUCAUUUGGAUGUCCAAGUACAUGACUCCAAAGGAACAUCGGGAUUUGGUCCAGUCUCCUCUAACAGUAAAGGAAAGGUCCUGAAGUCUCAAAGGCAAAGCAGUACUCACGUGGGAAAGACUAAAAGAGGUGCACUUAGGCAAGGCUCUGCAAAGCAGAAAAAGGACACGUCCAGGAAACCAGAAGCUGAAGAACUGAUGUUGUCAUGGUCUGGAUUGGAAACAAACACAUCUGAUGCAGAACAAUGUAAAAGAAGGUUGAUGCCAAGUGAGGAUUCGCCUAUGCCCUCACCUAGGCAUCAGCAAGAGCGGACUGUGUCUCUGAAAAAGAAUCUCAAGUCUUCAAAGCAUCUGCAGUCGGCUUCAAAAGCUUCUCAGCAUUUAGUUCCCAAGAAACAAACUGCUAAGCAGAAACUUUCAAAAGGUACAGUAGCUAAGAGACUGGCACAAAGUCCAAGGAAGAAGAGUAAAAAAUCUGUCACAAAAAGUAGUAAUAAAAAGCCUCAGUUACAAAGAGAGGAGAGUUCUGACAGUGAACCUGGUGAGGUGGGGCUUGAAAGAGAGCCUGUACAACUGGAUGAAGUGUUUACCUCCCCCCUGCGUCGGAAAUCAGAGACUUCUGUGGUUCAGAAGUUGGAUAAGUCUGUAAAACCUAAAAAUGUAUUGCGUGCAUUGGAGUCACUUGGCGGUGCAAAUAACGCAGCUCCUGUAAAAGCACUACAGCAUCUCACAGACAGCAUGCAGAAAUCUGAAAAGAAACGAUCAGCUAAGUCUUCAGGGAAGAUAAACAAAAAGGUUAAUCACAGAAUCACUGGCAGCAUUUGCUCAGACUCUGAGGGCACCUCAGACACUGAAAAUCCAAUGGAUUCUAACAGCUCUUCUGUACAGCACGGGGCGAGGAAAAAACAGAAGCUAUCAGAUGUGGAAAUAAAAAGUAACAAAAGAAAACGUAAUGUGCAAGCUGCACUACAAGAUCCCUUUGCAGCUGAGAAGGCUAAGAGUUGUGAAAGUGGACCUGUUCUAGAACCUUGUAAUAAAUUUACUUCUGGAAGUACGUCUUCAAAAAUAUCUUCAGAUAAUUCUGAAGACUGGAGUUGUUAUUUAAAAGAGAUGUUGUCAGACAAGAUAGCAAAGCAUAAAAUAGUAAUGCCUUCCAACUCACCUAAUGUUCGUCGGACAAAAAGGAUACGACUGAGACCUCUGGAAUAUUGGCGAGGCGAGCGUGUAAACUAUACCUUGAAGCCUUCAGGAGCGCUUGUGAUUAGUGGAAUAGUGUGUCCAGAAACAGAACCUCACAGGAAGAUUGUUCGGAGGAAGGGUGCUCACAAGCAGAAGAGACAUGAAACAAGAAGUGAGAUACCUGCAAAUUUGGAUUAUGCCCUAGCUGAUACUUCUAAGCCAACUGUUGUAGUGGACCCAGUAACAAAUCAGGAAGUGCUUCUGGAAUGUGUUAACACUGAAAGCAGUCACUCAUGCUUCUUCAAAGAUGAAUCGGUAGAAAUAUAUAAAAAUUUGAAUACAUCUUCUUUUGCCGCUGGUAGAUUGAUUUUGAAACCACUUAAAGAAAAGGGACUCCAGUAUGUCCACAUGGAUACAAUAGCUUUCCAUGUUAUCCAUGGGAAAAUUAUUGUUACCUUACAUAAGACAGUGUAUUAUCUGACUACAGGAGACUACUUCUAUGUUCCAGCAGGAAAUGGAUAUAGCAUACGUAAUCUUCUGAAUGAAGAAAGUGUUCUUCUCUUCACACAGCUCAAAAACAGACCAAAAGCAAGAAGCAUGUUGAUGGAGACCUCUUCACCAUAA
This is a messenger RNA of Pterocles gutturalis (yellow-throated sandgrouse), 2796 nucleotides long. It is a transcript of the gene CENPC, whose product is annotated as centromere protein C. Gene Ontology annotation, biological process: kinetochore assembly; spindle attachment to meiosis I kinetochore; attachment of mitotic spindle microtubules to kinetochore. NCBI's taxonomy places the organism in Eukaryota, Metazoa, Chordata, Aves, Pterocliformes, Pteroclidae. The transcript has 19 exons. Gene Ontology annotation, cellular component: kinetochore. The record is from RefSeq and is a predicted model, not a curated record. Gene Ontology annotation, molecular function: centromeric DNA binding. The annotation marks the transcript as partial.